AUGGAAAGGAUUAUUAGAAAUUUAGCGAGAACUUCAUUUAAAUCUAAUGUUUACUUAAAUUAUCUAGCAAUACGAACACGAACCAUAAACCCUAAUAACGUUCGCUCAAUAACAACGAUUAUUGAAGAUAAGAAUUAUAAAGGACUUUACUAUCAUCCAACACGUGAUAAAACCGAUUACUUGUUAUCAUUCCUCGCUGAUAAUGACAAAAUCGAUAAAUUUUUUGACGUAACAGUAAUAGGAAGUAUUCCUUUUAAGUCAGAAGUUGCAGAUAACAAUACACCCAAAAUUACCCCACAACAUUUUAUUGAAAAUAAAAAGUUUACACGAAUUCUUCAUCAAGUUAUCGCCGAGAAUGUUUACUCUGAUGUACAGUUACAAGGUUUAGCGAAAUAUCAUCAGAAUGGAUGGCUUCAUGUAGCAGAUGCAAGAGAUCCAGCACCUUGGGGACGAAUACCAUAUCCUGAAGACAUUUUUGGUAUGAUUCAAGUAAUAGAUGGGCAAAUCGUUCGCGGAACAUAUCAGCCCAUGCCAACCCAUCGUAUGGUCACUGCAAAAGGGCUCUUCAUGUUAAAUGAUCCCUUACAAGAAAAAUUAUUAGAAAAGGUGAACAAGUUAUGUAAAUAA
Messenger RNA from Funneliformis mosseae, 627 nucleotides. NCBI's taxonomy places the organism in Eukaryota, Fungi, Glomeromycota, Glomeromycetes, Glomerales, Glomeraceae. The record is from the annotation of a GenBank genome assembly.